AAUGGAAAAAUACACAGAUCGUUAGUUUGUCCUUCUUACGAGUGUAUCAGUGAGGAUGAUUUUUUUAUACAAGAUUGUUCAUGACUAGGGAACUGUCUUAAUGGAGAUAUUGAAGCUAUGUGACAGGAAGGGAAAUAAAUAUUGCUGAAAUAAUUUCUGAAGGGUAGAGUGAUAUUAAAUGCUGUAAAGCAAUUACUUUGGGUGGGGGAAGGCUUUUCCUGCUGUUCAAGCAUGAUGUUUAUCACCUUAAAUAUGUUCUGCUUAGUUCAGUGAUUCUAUGCUAAUCUUCAAACCCAGGAAGUUUCUACCCAGAAACUCCAGACCCAGAAACCCUAUCUGUGGGAAGAAACUCUGGAGAUUAAUGGGCUAGUGUAUAUGGUUUUGUAAACCAACAGGACCCUUUUAAGGCUUCUGUUAAAUAGUUGACCUUGAUGUUGUGACAUUAACCUCUGUAUAUGUUCUCACCCUAGUACUGAAAAUGGGAGAUAUUGAGAAGGGGAAGAAGAUCUUUGUCCAGAAAUGUUCCCAGUGCCAUACAGUUGAAAAGGGAGGCAAGCACAAGACUGGACCCAACCUGAAUGGCCUGUUUGGACGUAAGACUGGACAAGCUGAGGGCUUCUCUUACACAGAUGCUAAUAAGAAUAAAGGAAUCACCUGGGGUGAGGAUACUCUGAUGGAGUAUUUGGAAAAUCCAAAGAAGUACAUCCCAGGAACAAAGAUGAUUUUUGCGGGUAUUAAGAAGAAGUCUGAGAGAGCAGAUUUAAUAGCAUAUCUCAAAGAUGCUACUUCUAAGUAAACUUUUAUCUGCUGCCUUAUUUAUUUCACAAAGGAGAUGGCAAUGGAAAUGUCUGUGAUGGUUUUUAAACUUUCUAUUUUUACAUGUACUGUAUCUAACCUUAAAAUUUGCCUCACUCGCCAAAUAAUGUUGCUUGUGGUGGGUGGUUGGAAUACAUGCUUGUUUGGCAGCCAUAACUUAAGGAAACCUUAUGUAACUGGGUAGACAUCAGUGAAUACAAUGUUCAGUCAUUCUUGAUCAUGGAAUUAAAUGGAGGAAAAAAAAUAAACAUUUCCUGCCUCUUCAUUGUAAAAAAUAUCAAGCGAGUCAUUGCAAACAGCAUAAUAGCUUUGGCAGCCCACCUCUUCGUGGUUUAAAAAAAGUAGGGUGGGUUUUUGCAUCCUUCCAAAUGCAUCAUUUGUAACAUUACCUGCAAGAUAACAAAACGGUAUUUUUCUAAUCCUGACCAGUGCAAUGUGUGGUUGUAUACGUUCAUCUGGCUAAAGCUUGGGAUAAGAAUGCAAGUUCAUCUGACUUCAUAAGUACUACCUGUGAUAUGGCAGUUGUACCAACCCACUUCUAGGGGAAGCAUGUUGCCUGUUUAUCCAGACUUUGAGAGCUGCAUGCACCAGUAGAGCAUAGACUAUAUCAGAAAAAUUUUCAAUUUUUGAAGUGUUGUUGAAACCCUUUGUUCAAUAACUCUUCAGAACAUACCUGUUCAUAGCUUAAUAAAUGGAACAGAGAACUGUACUGUCCUGGAAAGAUAAGUGCUGAACACUAAGCUGAAUGUUACUAAAUCUCACUUCAACAGGAGUGUUAACCUAAAAUCUAUUGUUACAAGCAAAUUCUGCUGAAGGGGUGUAGGCAAGAAUGCACUGGUAGACUAAAAGGAGGCUGUCUUCCUCUGUGUCUGUGCUUGCCUUGUGUCAUUACUUUAGAAGGUUCUAUUUCAUGCAGUGUAAAAUAGUGUGUUUUUAAAGUUCUAACUGCAUCUUUUCAUACUAAGUGAAUUGUUAAGCUGAAUGUAUUUACUGUGUACCAGUGGCAAGGCCCAAUUCAAAGAGUGAUCAACAUUGUAAAUUAAAGAACUCAAAAUCUUG
This is a messenger RNA of Struthio camelus australis, 1875 nucleotides long. The record is from RefSeq and is a predicted model, not a curated record. Lineage: Eukaryota; Metazoa; Chordata; Aves; Struthioniformes; Struthionidae.